Molecule: messenger RNA, 822 nt
Organism: Fusarium falciforme
Lineage: Eukaryota; Fungi; Ascomycota; Sordariomycetes; Hypocreales; Nectriaceae
Product: Peptidase-M43 domain-containing protein
Exons: 2
Coding region: 1-822 (273 amino acids)
Molecular function (GO): metallopeptidase activity
Source: RefSeq, a predicted model, not a curated record
AUGGUUUCCAAGUCUAUUCUCGCUGUUCUUCUCGGCACCGCCGGUGUCCUGGCCCUCCCCCCUCGUUGCGCCGUCUCUGAUCCUACACCGGAACAGUUGGACAAUGCCGCAACUCUCAAGGCCAUUGAGGAAACCGCCAGAAUCGCCGCCAGGGCCUCCAUCACUGUUGAAACAUAUUUCCAUGUUGUCUCGUCUUCCUCAUCCAAGUACAUCACCCAAAAGCAGCUACAAGACCAGCUGGUCUACAUGAACGAUUCUUAUGGCCCCCAUGGAGUUACGUUCAGGCUGGCGGGCACCGAUUUCACCACAAACAUCAACUGGGCUGCUGGCAACGGCGAGGUUGCGAUGAAGAGGCAGCUCCGUAAAGGAGAUUACAGCACUCUCAACCUCUACUUUGUUGACACUCCCAAGCUGGAUGGCCGCACGGCUCUCGGCUACUGCCACUUCCCCGAGCCUGGGGUGACAGCUGGAUCCACGACUUUCAUCAAGGACGGUUGCGUCAUUGAUGCGCAAACCGUCCCCGGCGGAACUGCUGAACCAUACAACCUGGGUGGAACUGCUGUCCACGAGAUUGGACACUGGUUCAAUCUCUUCCAUACUUUCCAGGGCGGCUGCACUGGCAGUGGAGACUUUGUUAGCGAUACCCCUGCCCAGGGUAAAAACACAUCGGGUUGCCCUGCCCGCUCGGAUACGUGCCCAAACCAGCCUGGCGAUGACCCCAUCCACAAUUACAUGGAUUAUUCUGACGAUAUCUGUUAUGAGGAGUUUACUCCCGGCCAGGAGACUCGCCUUCACACCGCUUGGGAGACUUAUCGCCAGUAG